Penaeus indicus is the source of this 2449-nucleotide messenger RNA. Its product is annotated as stress-activated protein kinase JNK-like. Gene Ontology annotation, molecular function: ATP binding; JUN kinase activity. The record is from RefSeq and is a predicted model, not a curated record. Lineage: Eukaryota; Metazoa; Arthropoda; Malacostraca; Decapoda; Penaeidae. The transcript is spliced from 8 exons. Bases 994 to 2313 code for a protein of 439 amino acids. Gene Ontology annotation, cellular component: cytoplasm; nucleus. Gene Ontology annotation, biological process: JNK cascade; protein phosphorylation.
AGCGGGAGAUCUCAGCGCUGCCUGCCCCUGCGACGAGUGGUGGUGCUGAAACAGCCCUUGCCGGGAGGACCUGAGCGAGGAAGAGAGAGAGAGAAAGCGAAGGAGAAAAUAAGAGAGAAGGCAAGGUCGACAGGACUCGGAGUCCAGAGGCAGAGCGAAGCGAGACCGAGGCAGAGCAGCGACCGGCCCCGACCAGCCGGAAAGACGCGCCCCUGCGAGGCAGAGCGAGUUCGAGGGACCGCUGGCGAGUCGCCCGGAGCCGCCGCGGCGAGGCGAGGGCAGGGCAGCAGCGCCGACGGCCGCCGAGCCACGUUGGAAGACCAAGGGAUCAUCGAAGGAGCCGCCGCUGCCGCGUCCUCGGUGAUCUUGCGGAUCAGCGUCCCGUCCGCGCGCCAGCCCUCCAGGAGGAACAGGAGCGUCGCCCGCCGAAGGUCGCAGCCGCGGAGGAGGAAGGAAGGAGGAGGAGAACAGGAAGAGGAGGAGGAAGACGAAGAGAAGAGGGACGAGGAGGAGGAGGAGGAGGACCGCCGCCAGCGGCACCGCCACCACCACCGCCAGCGCCGCCUCCUGAUCAACUGCGAGGAGGAAGGGGACGACGAGAAGAGGAAGCUCAAGAGGAAGAAGCGGAAGGAAGAAGGCGACAACCGUCACUUCCUAAGGGUCAAGAAGAGGGAAGAGGAGGCGCGCAGCGAGGAGGAGAAGAGCCGUGCGAGCGAGGACGAGAGCCAGUCGCAGAGCCUCCCGAACAAGGCCAGGAAGAAGAAGGCCAAGAAGCGGGAGCCCCCCACCGCCGCCCCCCGCGCCCCCUCAGCCGCCACCACCACCACCGCCGUCAGCGCCUCCGCCAAGAGCGCCUCGAGGUCGACCUCCAAGCGAGCGGCGGCGUCCCUCCGGCUUCUCAUCGAGGGGUUCAGCAAAAUCACCGUGGUGGAGGUGAAGCUAGGCAAAGUCAGCAAAAUUGGCGAGGCGACGACCACCCUGCCAGACGCACCUAUGCCUCUUCUGAGUCCGCGGCCGAGUCCAAAGAUGGCCACGCCCAGCAACUCCAGCCUCUUCUACACGGUCGAGGUCGGGGACACGCGUUUCACCAUCCUCAGGAGGUACACCAACCUCAAGCCCAUCGGCUCGGGGGCUCAGGGCAUAGUCUGCGCGGCAUACGAUUCUGUGACCCAGCAGAAUGUGGCCAUCAAGAAACUGUCGCGGCCCUUCCAGAACGUCACACAUGCGAAAAGGGCAUACAGGGAGUUCAAACUCAUGAAGCUCGUCAACCAUAAGAAUAUCAUCGGAUUGCUGAACGCCUUCACGCCACAGAAGUCGCUGGAGGAGUUCCAGGAUGUCUACCUGGUGAUGGAGCUCAUGGACGCCAACCUGUGCCAGGUCAUACAGAUGGACCUGGACCACGAGCGCAUGUCCUACCUCCUCUACCAGAUGCUGUGCGGGAUAAAACACUUACACUCGGCCGGCAUUAUCCAUAGGGACCUGAAGCCUAGUAAUAUCGUGGUAAAAUCAGACUGUACACUCAAGAUCCUAGACUUUGGUUUAGCACGGACAGCUGGUACCACAUUUAUGAUGACUCCCUAUGUUGUUACUAGAUACUACAGGGCACCAGAGGUAAUUCUAGGUAUGGGCUAUACAGAGAACGUGGACAUAUGGUCGGUCGGCUGCAUAAUGGGCGAGAUGAUUCGAGGAGGUGUCCUGUUCCCAGGGACGGAUCACAUUGACCAGUGGAAUAAGAUUAUUGAGCAACUGGGCACUCCCUCGCAAGAGUUCAUGUCGAGGUUACAGCCAACCGUUCGCAACUAUGUGGAAAACCGUCCCCGCUACCCUGGCUAUUCCUUCGACCGCUUGUUCCCCGACGUGCUGUUCCCGGCCGAGUCCACGGACCAUAACAGACUCAAAGGUGAGGAGGAGAGCGACAGGUACUGGCCCAGGCAACACAGCUAUUAUUGGAUCAAAGCGAGUCAAGCACGAGACCUGCUAUCAAGGAUGCUUGUGAUAGACCCCGAGCGAAGGAUAAGUGUAGACGACGCGUUAAUGCAUCCCUAUAUUAAUGUGUGGUAUGAUGAAACUGAAGUCAAUGCUCCUGCCCCAGGCCCCUACGACCACAGUGUGGAUGACCGCGAGCACACUGUGGACCAGUGGAAAGAGCUCAUCUACAAGGAGGUGAUGGAAUAUGAAAUGGUCCACAACUCCCCGGGUGGGGCAGGGGCUGGGGCAAGGGGCCCCGCACCCACCCAUGGUCAUGCCCCCCCGGCGGCCACCAAUGCGGCUGCCGAUGGGGACCAGGACCAGCAUCGCCCAAACCACAGAUAGGGCUGCCCUCAACCCUCUUAGCAGUCCCUCCGCCCCAAGCCUGCCUCCCAGCCACCUCCUUGGUUUGCGCACGGCUCACGCGCAGAGUCCCUCGGCCAGGAUGCUGGGGCCCACACACACGGGAGUGAACCCUCGA